GGAGUUGCGUGGCAAAGUUCGUAAAUGGAGGCGAAGCGGCAAUUUUUAGGAGACCGAGCUGUCUUCUUUACUUCUACAAACACCAACUUCUCCCAACUCAGUCUUCAUUUUCAGUGGCUCAUUUUCCUUUCACUCAUCCUUUUCCCACCUAACUUCCUCUUCUUCCUCUUCUUCUUCGAUCAAUCUUCCAAUUAAAGUCUCUUUUCUCCAAUUCUACCAUCGGAAUGGGACUCUUCAGCACCGUCUUCGGAUUUCUCGGCUUCGGAAUCGGUUUUCCUCUCGGACUAUUGGCCGGAUUCUUCAUCUUCGUCUACUCCGUCCCUAAGCAUGUCAAGUCCUCUCAACUGCAGGAACCAGAUACGAGGCCUCUCUUUGAGUUGGACACAACUGCUUUGCAAGAAUUAAUGCCUGAAAUUCCACUUUGGGUGAAAAGCCCUGAUUAUGAUCGAGUGGAUUGGUUAAACAAGUUUUUGUCGGACAUGUGGCCUUACCUUGAUACGGCGAUUUGUGGUAGUAUAAGAGCCAUUGCCAAACCUAUAUUUUCAGAAUACAUAGGGAAGUUUCAAAUUGAAGCAAUCGAGCUUGAUCAGCUAAGCCUUGGAACUCUUCCACCAAAAUUGCAUGGUCUAAAAGUGUAUGAAACAAAUGAGAAUGAACUAGUGAUCGAACCAGCAAUCAGAUGGGCUGGCAAUCCUAACAUAGUAAUAGUGGUGCAUAUCUUGUCUCUCCGGAUCACAAUUCAGAUAGUGGAUCUUCAAUUAUUUGCAACGCCACGGUUGGCUUUGAAGCCUCUUGUGCCUACUUUUCCUUGUUUUGCCAAUAUUAUAGCAUCCUUAAUGGAGAAACCACAAAUAGACUUCGGAUUGAAGAUAAUGGGAGGAGACAUUAUGUCUAUACCUGGCCUUUAUCGAUUUAUUCAGGAGACGAUAAAGAAACAAGUUGCAAACCUCUACCUCUGGCCUCGGAUUCUGGAAAUUCCCAUUCUUGAUCCUUCAAUAUCGGCCACAAGAAAGCCUGUGGGCAUAUUGCAUGUGAAUGUUGUACGAGCAUCAAAACUCUUGAAAAUGGAUAUCUUGGGAACAUCUGAUCCAUACGUCAAACUUAGCCUCAGUGGUGGGGGUCUACCAGCAAAGAAAACGAGUAUCAAAAUGAGGAACUUGAAUCCUGUGUGGAAUGAGAAGUUCAAGCUUAUCGUGAAUGAUCCCAAGUCGCAAGUUCUUCAACUGCAAGUCUAUGACUGGGACAAGGUUGGUGGACAUGAUAGAUUGGGAAUGCAAUUAGUUCCUUUAAAGCUGCUAACGCCCUACGAGGCCAAGGAACUGGAGCUUGAUUUGGUAAAGAACACGGAUAUGAACGAUCCCCAAAACAAGAAGCCUAGAGGGAAACUUACGGUGGGGCUUCUGUUUACUCCUUUAAGAGAAGAAAGCAUGAAAUAUCUUGAAAACUCAAUCAGCGACGUGAAGAACGAAGGCAAAAGUACCGGUGAGCCGGAGAAUCAGAUAUUGGACGAAGCGGGUGUGUUAUCUGUGACGGUCCAAGGAGCUCGUGAUGUUGAGGGAGAGAAGCACACUAAUCCUUAUGCAGUUAUACAUUUCAGAGGAGAGAAGAAGAAAACCAAGAUGAUGAAGAAAACUCGUGACCCAUUGUGGAAUGAAGAAUUCCCAUUUAUGUUAGAGGAGCCUCCAAUUCGAGAGAAGAUCCAUAUUGAAGUUAUGAGCAAACGAACCGUCUUCAGUUUUCUGCAAAAGGAAUCGUUGGGACACGUGGAAAUAAACCUGGCCGAUGUUGUGAGCAAUGGGAGGAUAAACGAGAAGUACAACCUGAUCAACUCGAGGAACGGAAAGAUUCAUGUACAAAUGAUGUGGACAACAGCUUAAAAAUCGGCACUUAAAACAAUUUUGUAUGUACAAAGUAUGAUUGAUUUCUAGCUGUGUUU
Cucumis melo (muskmelon) is the source of this 1936-nucleotide messenger RNA. Its product is annotated as synaptotagmin-3-like. Gene Ontology annotation, cellular component: endoplasmic reticulum. Gene Ontology annotation, molecular function: lipid binding. Bases 225 to 1877 code for a protein of 550 amino acids. NCBI's taxonomy places the organism in Eukaryota, Viridiplantae, Streptophyta, Magnoliopsida, Cucurbitales, Cucurbitaceae. The record is from RefSeq and is a predicted model, not a curated record. The transcript is spliced from 12 exons.